Messenger RNA from Salvia hispanica, 5137 nucleotides. Its product is annotated as actin binding protein. The record is from RefSeq and is a predicted model, not a curated record. Lineage: Eukaryota; Viridiplantae; Streptophyta; Magnoliopsida; Lamiales; Lamiaceae.
UUCAACUCUCCCCCUCUCUCUCUCUUCACCCCCCCAUGUGAUCAAGUCCCCCCUUUUUGCAAUCACAAAACGGUCCUAGUAUAUUUUGUGUAUCGUUAUCCUUUCUUGCUACCACUCUAUUCGUCGUCAGCUGCUCGCAAUUUGACUUAAUUUCUGCUGAAAUUUCUUACCUUUUUCAAUUUCUUGCUGUUCUCGGAUCUUUUUCUCGGUUAUUUCUGUUCUAGUUCAGUUGGGCUGCGGCGAUUGAACUGUUGGAUUGGUGCGAAUUGGGAAUCCGGAGCUGAAUUGCGGUGGUCGGUGGUGUUUUUGAUCUGGGUCUUGUUCAGCUUGCUGAGUUGCAUUGCGGCGGUGAUUGGCCUGCUGUGGAGAUCUGGUGGUUAGUUAGGUCAAAAUUGGGGUGAAGUUUGGAUUUUGGGCUACUGAAUUGGGGGAAAUUGGGGGUUUGGAUCCGGUCAGGGGGGAAACAGCGCCAUUAGAUGGCGCUGUUCAGAAGGUUCUUCUACCGGAAGCCGCCUGAUCGGCUUCUCGAGAUCUCGGAGAGGGUCUACGUGUUUGAUUGUUGCUUCUCCACCGAUGUACUUGACGAGGAUGAGUACAGAACGUAUAUGAAUGGAAUUGUUGCUCAGUUACAGGACCACUACCCCGAUGCUGCUUUUAUGGUUUUCAACUUCAAAGAAGGUGAAAGAAGGAGCCAAUUAUCUGAUGUGUUAUCUCAGUAUGACAUGACAGUGAUGGAUUAUCCUCGGCAGUAUGAAGGGUGUCCGCUGUUACCGCUGGAGAUGAUUCACCACUUCUUGCGUUCCAGUGAGAGCUGGCUGUCACUGGAGGGCCAACAGAAUGUGCUUCUGAUGCAUUGCGAAAGGGGAGGAUGGCCUGUGCUCGCCUUUAUGCUUGCGGGCCUUCUUCUGUACAGGAAACAGUACACGGGCGAGCAGAAGACGCUUGAAAUGGUCUACAAACAAGCACCAAAAGAACUUCUUCAUCUCUUGUCUCCUUUAAAUCCCCAACCAUCUCAGCUCAGAUAUCUUCAGUACAUCUCUAGAAGGAAUAUUGGGUCGGACUGGCCACCGUCAGAUACACCUCUGGGUCUGGAUUGCAUUAUUCUUAGGAUCCUUCCUGUAUAUGAUGGUGGAAGAGGAUGCCGGCCAGUAGUUCGUGUGUAUGGUCAGGAUCCUACUUCAAAAACAUCUACUAGAAGUUCGAAGCUUUUGUUCUCAACCUCGAAAGUCCAAAAGAAAAUUCGCUUCUAUCAACAGGAAGAGUGUGAGCUAGUAAAAAUUAAUAUCCGUUGCCGUGUUCAAGGAGAUAUUGUUCUUGAGUGCAUCCACUUGGAGGAUGACUUAGUGAGAGAAGAGAUGAUUUUUAGAGUAAUGUUCCAUACAGCGUUUGUCCGGUCAAACAUUUUGGUGCUGAACCGUGACGAAGCUGAUGUGCUUUGGGAUUCCAAGGAUCAGUUCUCUAGGGAAUUCAAAGCAGAGGUGCUAUUUUCAGACGCAGAUUCUGUUCGCUCUGUUAUAAACAGCGACGAAGCAGAAAGUGAUGAUGGAAAUGAGACAGAAAAUACCGGAGCUGAGGAAUUCUUUGAGGCCGAAGAGAUAUUCAGCAGUGCAGUGGACACUCAUGAUGGCAAGGUGGAAUCGGAGUCUGAUGACUAUGAAGUAAUCACGAAUUCUGAGGUAAAUGAGAGUAACCAGGAGGUUGUCGUGAAGGAUGAUUCAGAUCAUCAUGCAUUCGAAGAUUGUGCACCUGAUGAGGGAAUUCAGAGGCGUGAACGCAAUGACAGUGCUUUGCGUAAUGGAAAUGCUAAAGUAGAGUCUGGACUUCAGACUGAUAAACUAGCUACUGAUGCUGAAACCAAAUCUAUUAAUAGUGGAACGGGUGAUGAGUCUGAAGAUGAAGAAGAGAGUGAGCGAAACGAAGAACCUCCUCGGUUAAUGAAGAAUCUUGGAAAGCAGGGCCAGGAACAGAAAUCUAGUGUUGAUAAUAAUAAGCCGAAGUUUGAUAGGAGCCUCUCGACUUUAUCUAAAAAGCCGCCUGUUUCUAUUUCCCGAUCUGCUUCUGAUGCAGUCACUACCAACAAAAAAUCUAAGCUUCCGGAUUCGCAGAGCACUCCAGCUAGAGUGGCAAAACCAAAUGCUGUAUCGAAGUGGAUACCUACUAAUAAAGGUUCUUACACUAGCUCAAUGCAUGUUUAUUAUCCUCCGUCAAGAUAUAACAGUGCUCCGGCAUCACUAACUUCUGGCAAAGAUUCUGGCAAAGAUUCUGCGCCUGGAGGGAAAUCUAAGCCUCCUUUUGUUACUUCAUCUUCAGUAACCACUACUGCUGACAGAGGUAGUAGUGCAUCAGGACGUUCCAGGCAUGCAUCUAGCUCACCGUCAUUAGAUGCAUUACUGGCUAAAGAUGCUUCUGCUGCAUCUCUACCUUUACCCUCACAGGUGGGAAGUAAAGCUGAAAAUAGCAUAGAAUCUCCAACACCUUCAGAUACACCCCAGCAAUCGCCUCCACCACCACCACCUCCUCCACCUCAGGCUAAUUCUUUUCUAUAUGAACCUUCUUCAACACCUACAGAAUUGUUUCAAGAUGGUGAGGGCAGUGUUCUUUCAUCUCCACCUGCACCUCCUAGCCUCUCACCAAAUGGUGGACGUUUUACUCCUCCACCUCCCCAUCCACCACCACCACCACCUCCUCCUUUUGGUGCACCUGGUGUACCGCCACCUCCACCUCCUCCAGGAUGGGGAAUGCCUGGUCCACCGCCUCCUCCACCACCUCCUGGAGGGAGAAUGUCUGCUCCACCGCCUCCUCCACCACCUCCCGGAGGGAGAAUGUUUGCUCCACCACCACCUCCUCCACCUCCAGGACAGGGAAUGGCUGGUCCUCCACCACCUCCACCACCUCCAGGACGAGGAAUGCCUGCUCCACCACCGCCGCCCAAUCGGGGAGCUCCACCACCUCCACCUCCUCCUACACGUGGAGCCCCAAUUCCACCUCCCCCACCUUCAAGUCGUGGCCCUCCACCACCUCCACCCAUAGGAGGAGCACCACCUCCACCACCACCUCCUGGAGGUCGUGUGCCUGGUCCACCUGCUCCUCCAGGACCUCCAAGACCUCCAGGAGGUGGACCGCCCCCACCUCCAGGACCUCCGAGACCUCCAGGAGGUGGACCGCCCCCACCUCCUCCAUUUGGCGCAAAGGGACCUGCAACUGAUAGUAAAGGGUUGCUUGCUGGUAGAGGGCGUGGGCUUCCACGUCCAAUGGCAACAGCACCUCGAAGGUCUACCUUAAAGCCACUUCAUUGGAGCAAGGUAACCAGGGUAUUACAAGGAAGCUUGUGGGAAGAAUUGCAGAGAUUCGGCGAUCCUCAAGUGGCACCAGAAUUCGAUGUGUCAGAACUUGAGACCCUUUUCUCUGCCACAGUACCAAAGUCAGAUGCAGGAGGAAAAGCUGGAAGUCGGAGAAAAUCUACUGGAUCUAAGCCUGAAAAAGUUCAUCUGAUUGACCUAAGGAGAGCAAACAACACUGAAAUUAUGCUCACAAAAGUGAAAAUGCCCCUUCCUGACAUGAUGGCUGCAGCACUUGCAAUGGAUGAAUCAAUUUUGGAUGCUGAUCAAGUAGAAAAUCUCAUUAAGUUUUGUCCAACUAAAGAAGAGAUGGAACUUCUUAAGGGCUACACAGGGGACAAGGAGACUUUGGGGAAGUGCGAACAGUUUUUCCUGGAGCUGAUGAAGGUUCCACGAGUGGAAUCUAAGUUAAGGGUUUUCUUAUUCAAGAUCCAAUUCAACUCUCAGUCUUCUGAUUUCAAGAAAAGCUUGAACACUGUAAAUUCAGCAUGUAACGAGGUUCGGAGCUCCCUCAAGCUUAAAGAAAUUAUGAAGAAGAUUUUAUAUCUUGGAAAUACAUUAAACCAAGGAACUGCUAGAGGUUCUGCUCUUGGAUUCAAAUUAGACAGUCUCUUGAAGCUCACAGAUACACGUGCAUCCAACAGCAAGAUGACACUCAUGCAUUAUCUUUGUAAGGUGCUUGCUGCAAAGACACCAGCUCUUUUAGACUUUCAUCAAGAUCUUGUUAGCUUAGAAGCUGGCGCUAAGAUACAAUUGAAAUCCUUGGCAGAAGAGAUGCAAGCCAUUAUCAAAGGUUUAGAGAAGGUAAAGCAGGAAUUGGCUGCUUCGGAAAACGAUGGUCCUGUAUCUGAAACUUUUCGCAAGACAUUGAAGGAAUUCGUCACCACUGCUGAGAGUGACGUGGCCUCUGUGACAUCUCUAUAUUCUAUUGCGGGGAGAAAUGCAGAUGCACUAGCUCAGUAUUUUGGUGAGGACCCUGCACGAUGCCCUUUCGAGCAAGUCAUUGCAACCCUCUUGAACUUUGUCAGAAUGUUCCGGAAAGCUCAUGAAGAAAACUGCAAACAGGCUGAACUGGAAAAGAAGAAAGCCCAGAAGGAAGCUGAAAUGGAGAAUGCCCAAGGAUUAAACCUGUCGAAGAGAGCCAAACGCUGAGUUGAAUGCUUUUUAGCAGAGACACAUAUGGCUGUUCCCAACGCCCAGCCUUAUGCCCGUCUACAAUAUUUGACUGCAUACACCGCAGGAUGCAGCCAACAAGCCCUCAGCUUUUCUGGAAACCCGGUGCAGAGGGUGCUGUCGAGCCAUCACAAAACCUGAAACUGUAGAGAAGGAAAUUUGAGAAAGCCCGGUGAUUGUUGGGAUGGUGAUCGCAACGGAGAUUUCUUCAUUAGAGGUACGUGUUGAGCCCUCGACAUUGCAGGUUAAAAGGACUAAUGAGAACACAUGCUCGUUUCUAUGUGAGAAAACUGUAGCUCUCCCGGUUUUCAGUAUCACCACAUUGAAUCACCGGUCGCUAGAUGAAAGUUGUACAUAAAUGCUAACCCUCUACUUAGAUUUAACACUAAUUCUUUGGUGUAGUUAUAGAAUUCGUUUUGGCUCCUCGCGUUGAAAUGCAUCCUUGUAUAGAACCCGAGUAGAGAGAAUAUAUUAUAUAGAACUAGAAGAGCAUAGUCUAAGAUUUGUAGAUAGAUGAUCUAAUCUAGCAUAGGUUUUUUGGUCUCAUCUGUUUCCAUUUACUUUCAAGAAUUGGAUAAAUUCAUUCAUUAGUGAGAAGUUUUCAAGCUUGAUCUGUUGUUUUUUCU